This is a messenger RNA of Girardinichthys multiradiatus, 2982 nucleotides long. RefSeq names its product kelch repeat and BTB domain-containing protein 13. Bases 864 to 2375 code for a protein of 503 amino acids. Lineage: Eukaryota; Metazoa; Chordata; Actinopteri; Cyprinodontiformes; Goodeidae. Gene Ontology annotation, molecular function: protein binding. The record is from RefSeq and is a predicted model, not a curated record. The transcript has 2 exons.
CUCUGGAAGAGCUGCAGAGAUCCAUGGCUCAGAUGGGAGAAUUGGCUUACUGGAUAACUAUUAGAUGUACAUUACACAAAUCUGGCCUUUAUGGAAGUGUGGCAAGCAAAAAGCCAUUGUUGAAAGAAAAACCAUUAGUCCUGCUUGAAAGUGUGCUGUAAGCCAUGUAGAGGAUACAGCAAACCUGUCGAAAAGGUACUUUGAUGAGAUGAAGCCACUAAAACACACCACCCCCUUUGUGAAACAUGGUGGUAGCAGAAUCAUGCUGUGGGCUUGCUUCAGCAGGGACAGGGAACAGGGUCAGAAUUAAUGGGAAGAUGCAUGGAGCUGAGGACAGGACAAUCCUGGAAGAAAUUUGUUAGGGGCUUCAAAAGACUUGAGAUUGGAAGUAUGAUCAUUUAGUCCCAUGGUUCAAGGAUCAGUCCUUGAAAUUUCUGUUUACAGACACUCACCUUCCAAUGUUACUUGCAGCUGUAAUCACAGGUUUAAAUUUCUGGAAAAUAAAUUUACAUACUAUUUGCUAUGCCUUUAAGAAAUAACAUAAAAUGCCAACACACUUGAAGUGCAGUUUGUGGUUAACACAAGAAAAUGUGUAAAACCUCAAGGGCUGUGAAUAGUUUUACAGUUGCCAGCAGCCAUGCAGCUCACAGUGCAUGUCAACAGUUUCCCUCUCCUGCUCGACGCCUGCAAGUGACACAACGGCUAUCUAUAGCCUCAAUCUAUUUUCAGAUCAGGCAGACAGAACACAUUUUAGCUCGUACUCAUGUAGUCUUAAAUGGAAAUGGCUAAUCUACAUUCAGGUCACAUACCAAAUAAUUACUUGGGGCCUGCUUUAGAUAGGUGAGGUCUUGGUUGGAACAAUCAUGGAAGCGCCUCAGAGGAUGGGAAUCUGCCAGGACAUUAAUGCCGAGAAUGUGACCGUUGAUCUGGAGGAAACAGAGGCAGACUGGGUGAGAGUAAGAGUGGAAGAAAGCUGGUUCUCCAUUAAGCGUGGUUUUCUUGUAAGGCACAGUGACUAUUUUCGAGCUCUCUUUCACUCUGGGAUGAAAGAAAGCCAGAAAGAGGAGUUGUACCUGAGAGGAGGAGUGCACGCAAGAGGUUUCCUUAUCGCUCUUGCUGUAUGCAGGGAAGAGAACCCCACCAUCGGGGACCCAGAUGAGCUUAUUGAAACUGUAGAGUGUGCCGCUUUCCUGCAGAUCCCCAAAUUGAUUCGGCAUCUUUGUGACAUCAUAGACUCUGACAACUGCCUCUUGCUUUACCAUGCAGCUUCCAUCUACGGAGUGCACAAACUGUUUCAGAGUGCCGCUCUCUUUCUUUGUGAUGCCUUCGAUGUUCUCAGGGAAGCAGCAGAAAGCACAAUCCCUGAAGAGCUGCUCGAGUAUACUCGAACGCUCUCCGCUGCUAGUUAUAUCGCAAUAGGAACCCAUACUCCAUCAAUGGAACUGCUACAGGACUCUUUCAGGGUUGUUUGCUUCCUUGACGAAAAGGAAGGGGAGUGGAGGCAUUUGACAAACCUCCCAACUCUUUGUAGUACCUCCAUGGCUGGUGUAACAGUGCUUGACAAUCGGCUGUACAUUGUUGGAGGAAUUUACGGUUACGGUAAGGAUACAGUGGAUGGCAGCUUCUGCUACAACCCCAAUUCAGGCACAUGGACAACUCUACCAGGUCCACAGCAACCACGAUACGACUUUACCCUGCUUGGGCAUGAGGGGAAGCUAUAUGCCAUCGGUGGAGAAGCUCAAAAAAGAAUAAUUUCCACCGCAGAGAUGUACGACACUGCAAAGGGAGAGUGGACCUUUAUACAACAUGCGCCCAGACCUGUAGCGUCUGCAGCUUGUGCCGUUGCUCGUCAGCGAAUGUUUGUUUGCUUUUGGAAAUCCCCUGACACUACAGACAUCUAUGAGUAUAUGCCACAGAAAGAUGAGUGGAAUCUCACCACCACCAUGAUCAGACCUCAAAGCUAUGGCCACUGUAUGGUGGCCCACAAGGACAAUUUAUAUGUGAUGAGAAACGGGCCUUGCGAUGAUUUUCUGCGUUGCCUGAUGGACUGUUACAACAUCACAACUGGCCAGUGGACAGCCAUGCCUGGACAUUACAUAAACAGCAAGGGGGCGCUGUUCACUGCAAUGAUAAGGGGGGACUCUGUGUUUACGGUGAAACACAUGUUGACUCUUGAAUACACCAUCGCAGUAGAUGGAUGGAAACCCCGCAGACAGAUGAAGGGAUUCCCAAAGAGUGGCUCAUUGUGGACUUGUCUACUCAGGCUCCCCAAGACUGGACCAGUUACACCAAAACUGGAUGUGGAUGAGAGACAAAGAGAAAUUGCUUUUCCAGACAUGUCAGAGAGAUUUGCGGACGCUAUACAGCAGAUGUGAAGAUACUCCAAAAAUAGAUUGACUCAGACGGCCUUUUGCAUCCUAGGACCCUGGGAAACGGAGUCAGCUGACAGGACAGGGAGGUCUGCAGCCGGGCCAUUUUCUCUGAGCCUGAUGCCCCACAACACAAACAGUUCACCUCUGCAGGGAGGCCUAAAAGAACCUGAGAGACCUUCAGAGACCUGGACUACUGCAGGGAUUUUUAACUGCUGCAUGAAAUCCAUAGUAAAACUCAGCAAGUGAUAAUUAAAUACUAGAUUCCUGGUAACGAUGACUUAAAUCAUACGCUUAGUGGUUUAACUACUGUCCACGAUGUCAAAGCCGAAUUUCUCUUCCACAUUGGUGUGGUUAGACUUCCUGAUUUGCUUUUUUACGCAUAACCACAUUUUUAUUUACUUUUGUCACACAUGUUCACGUCUACCGGCAGGAUGAGAUUACAGAUUUUUAAAGUAUAUUUAAUUUUGUCUAAAUACAAGAUUAAUUUUAAACUAUUCAGCAUUCAAGGGUUUCAUCUUUAGGUAACUCUACUAAAGCUUUAAAUCAGAAUUAAUUCUACAUGGAAAUAUUUACACAUUUCACCCGAUUGUAUAUUAAAAGGUUCCUGCAA